Messenger RNA from Anarrhichthys ocellatus (wolf-eel), 1210 nucleotides. RefSeq names its product THO complex 6 (gene thoc6). The coding region runs from base 162 to 572 and encodes 136 amino acids. Gene Ontology annotation, cellular component: THO complex; transcription export complex. The record is from RefSeq and is a predicted model, not a curated record. Gene Ontology annotation, biological process: mRNA export from nucleus. Gene Ontology annotation, molecular function: protein binding. NCBI's taxonomy places the organism in Eukaryota, Metazoa, Chordata, Actinopteri, Perciformes, Anarhichadidae. The transcript has 4 exons.
AUUCCCUCGCCCGUGUUCCGCUCGUUCACUCCUCGCAUCGUUGGUGGUUUUUCUGCUUUUAUUACCGACUCUUCUCUCCGGUAGCAGCCGUUUAACGAGCCCCGCGGUGUCGGUGUGAGCAGUAUGGGUCCCGUCGAGCUGUCGUCCUGCAGCUCCUCCACAUGUCCGUCUUCUCUCAGAGUUUCUCUCCCUGCGGUCGAUUUCUAGCAGCUGGAAACAACUACGGAGAGAUUGCUGUGUUCAGCCUGUCGGCAGCUCUGAGUCCAGACGCCACCGCUCUGAGUCAGAAACCUGUUCUCACCUUCACAGCCCAUGAAGGCCCCGUGUUCUCCCUCCUCUCCACUGACUGUCACCUCCUCAGUGCAGGAAACGGAGAAAUCAGCUGCUGGAGCUGGAGCGAGCUCAUCAAGAAGGUGACUGUCUCUUUAAGUCUUGACAGGUGGUUCACAGGAGCACGCGGGAGCACGCCUGAGCACGCGGGAGCACGCCUAAACAUGCCUAAACACACAGGAGCACGCCUAAACACACAGGAGCAUGCCAAAACAUGCCUAAACACACAGGAACAUGCCUAAACACACAGGAACACGCCUAAACACACAGGAACACGCCUGAACACGCCUAAACACGCAGGAGCACGCCUAAACACACAGGAGCACGCCUAAACACACAGGAGCACGCCUAAACAUGCCUAAACACACAGGAACAUGCCUAAACACACAGGAACAUGCCUAAACAUGCCUGAACACGCCUAAACAUGCCUGAACACGCAGGAGCACGCCUGAGCACACAGGAGCACGCCUGAGCACACAGGAGCACGCCUAAACACACAGGAGCACGCCUAAACACACAGGAACACGCCUAAACACGCAGGAACACGCCUAAACACGCAGGAGCACGCCUAAACACGCAGGAGCACGCCUAAACACGCGGGAGCACGCCUGAACACGCAGGAGCAUGCAGGAGCACGCAGGAACACGCGGGAGCACGCCUAACACGCGGGAGCAUGCAGGAGCACGCGGGAGCACGCCUAACACGCAGGAACACACGGGAGCACGCCUAACACGCAGGAACACGCGGGAGCACGCCUAAACACGCGGGAGCAUGCAGGAACACGCCGGAGCUGUGGACCCUUUAAUGGAGGAACGUUCUUUAACACAUUGAGUCCAGUUGAUCUUUUUCACACGAUAAUAAAUGUUUUCUUUAAACUCUG